UCCGGAAAAAAAAAAAAGAACAUCGCUCGACCCGCAACGUUCGGCCUCUCUUCCGCCCCGCCAUUAGUCUUGUGUUCUCGCGUACAUUCUCUCAGACGACGACGUUGUCGUCGUAGUAGUUAUUGUCGUCGUCAUUUUUGUCUUCGGACGACGCCACGACGAGUCGUCUUCCUCCGAAAGGGAAAGGACCGUUAUGUCGACGCGCGCCUAUGGGUGUCCGCCUAUAGGCCGCCGUCGCCGUGUCCCGGUCGAUACGAAGGGACCCGACGAGACUCGGCCCGUCCGUGGCGCUGAUUUCCGAGGAGGGGAGAAGGGGGAACGCAACCCCGAGGCCCCGAUCGCGAGACGACGCCGCCGCCGUCGCGAUGUCGCGUCCCAUACCGUUCCGGGAGACGGUGUGUUAAAGGAGCACAGGCUCGGGCAUCAGUGAACGUCGCGCCCUCCCACCUUCCUCGGGCGGACAGCUCAGCUUUAGGACUUGAGAUUCGCCCUCGGGGUUCAGGUUCAGGGUCAGGUUCAGAUCAGCGGCGGCCCCGGUGGCCAGGACGGUGUCUCUCGCUCUACCCCCCCGCACGGGGACAACGUGGACGCGGCAGUGUUGCGAGGAGAAUCGGGCGUGUGCACCCGUUUAAAGGGCGGGGGAAGGAAGGGGAGGGGGCGACAGGGUUGCUCUCGAGCGGAGUGAUGUUUUUGACACCUGAGUAACAGCUGAGUAAGUUACGUCGAGAGAGGCGUGAUGUUAUCGGGCGACGCGGAGCGUUAAUCCCUUUGAGAAACAUCAAGAUUUCUCCGAGAGUUGCGGAACUGGUUGCGCGUUAGUUAGGAACUGGACAAUGCCAUGCGUCUGUGUGGCAUAGCGAUUUGGAUCGCGCGUGCCCUACGCUCGCGGACCUACGAGAUUGUUAAUGGUGUUUCCCCGAAUUGAUUGCUUUGGAAAAUUGCGGAGAACAAUAACGACAAGCAACGCGCAUCACCGAGCCUGAUGUCCCGAUAGAGUUUGAUUUGGGUGAAAGUCAGCGUCGCAGAAUGGUGGUGGACUACUGCUUGUCGAUUCAGGCCUCAGCAACUGCAGUAAGAAAGCAGGAGCGAAGGUUAGGUGCCACGGUGAGUGCAAAGAUGCAACCCAACAGCGGUGGAGGAUGUGGAAUGACACCUAAAGAGCUCUCUGACAAUGACGACUUGGCUACAUCCCUCGUACUGGAUCCCUACUUAGGAUUUACCACCCAUAAGAUGAAUAUCAGGUAUAGGCCAUUAAAGGCGAACAAAGAAGAGCUUCGAAAGAUCAUCUGUGAAUUUAUCCAAAGUCAAAAUUAUGAGAAAACAUAUAAGAAAUUGAUGGGUGGUGACUGGGGUGCACGACUUCCCCACACAAAGUCCAAACAACAGCAAAUUAAUCUGGAGAAUCAUAUCAAACGAUACCUGCGAGUUUUCGAUAAAGAUUCUGGCUUUGCCAUAGAGCCAUGCUAUAGAUACAGCCUAGAGGGACAAAAGGGUGCUAAGAUAUGUGCCACCCGAAAAUGGAUGAAGCACGAUAAAAUUUCCUGCCUUGUUGGCUGUAUAGCGGAACUUAGUGAAAAGGAGGAAGCUGCGUUGCUACAUCCUGGAAAAAAUGACUUUUCUGUGAUGUUUAGUUGUCGAAAGAAUUGCGCCCAAUUAUGGUUGGGACCAGCAGCAUACAUAAACCAUGACUGUAGAGCAAAUUGCAAGUUUGUGGCGACGGGAAGAGACACUGCAUGCGUUAAGGUGUUGCGCGACAUUGAGGUGGGAGAGGAAAUUACCUGUUUUUACGGGGAGGAUUUCUUCGGCGAUAGCAACUGUUAUUGCGAGUGCGAGACCUGCGAGAGGCGAGGAACCGGUGCUUUCGCGAGCCAGAAACCCGGCGAGGAGAUUUCGUCAGGUUAUCGUUUGAGGGAAACGGACAAUCGAAUCAAUCGAACUAAACAUCGACAGCAGCCAUUGAACAGGAAUAAGCAACAAGCCGAUACUGCUCUCACUGAACGAAACGCGGUUUUGGUCGGGAAUGCAGCGGUCGCACCGCAAUCACUCAGCAUGAAGGAGUUGCGACGCAAAGGGCUCACCAAGUAUGAUGCUGAGCUGCUGAUCGCGCAAGGCUGUCGUUUCUCGGAUCUCAGCCAGCAGCAGCCGACGAUUAACAACGGCGAGAAUGUGCUGCAAACUCGAGCGCAUCCCUCCGUGAUCGCGACUUCCGUCACGAGGAGUCUCCGUAAUAAGCAAAUGUGUAAAUUUGACGGCAGUUCCGGUGACGGAAGUGUCAUCAAGAAUACUCAAUCACUCAGAGCGUCCAGAUUGCAUAAGAGAACAGAGUCGAAGAAAGGGAAAGUCAGCAUAAAAUCUGCAUCGUCCUGUCUCAGCAAUCCUAUUGCAAAAGAUAUGGAAGUGACGGAUAUCAGUCAUCGGAAGGAGGAUUCCGAUAGAGUACCGGUACACAAGGAGAAUUUGUAUUCGCGGCUGCAAAAACAUCAUCUGCCGAAUGCGUCGGAGGUGGACCGUGGUUUCUGCGUGGAACAACCACGGCAGCGUACCGUGAUGGGGGAAUCAAACGAGGACACCUGUCCGUUGCGACUGAUGAAGGUGGAAGAUUCCGGUGAAUCGAACGGUGAUGGCGAUUUGAUGGAGGACGAACGGGGAAUACCGAAUCUCACUGCGGAAGUCGAUCCCGAGACAGUAGAUAACAUUAAUUCUUCCAGUUACAAAAAGGGACAUUAUAGUACAAACGCCUGUGAUUCAAUCCGAUUAAGUUCCAUGUCUCAAACUCACGUACAACAACGUUUACAUACCGUAGAAUCGAUUCCCGAGAAUACAAACUAUCGUUCGAGGGAGUACCAUCAUUCUUCAUCGCCCGUUCGGCAUAAGGAAGGCGCGAAUGAUCUUGAUGACGCGGCUGAGCAGGCGAAUAGCAUUAACAAACGUUCCAAAUCCCAUGGCAAGCGACUUUCCUUGAUGGAUGAGCGAGAUGAUCGCAAGACGCCAAAUGAGGAAUCGUCUUACGAGUUUGAAGAUGAUGAUUCGCCGCCGCCGUCGAUCGAGGAAAAGAAAAGGUUGACGUUGCAGACUGAUUUCCGAGAGAGUGACAUUUUACAUGAGAUGAGCUCUCGGUCGGAUGAUGAAUGUUGCAACGAUUUAAACUCCGCGAAAGUAAUCGUGGUGCGGAAGUACGAUAUAGAAAAGGAAGUGGAGAGUGAAGGCUGCGAGAGCCCUAUCGCUGUCGAUGCGUUGGCGGCAAGUCGCUCAGAUAGUGUAGAGUUUUGUAGAUUGAAUUCUGAAGAAGUUGUAGAGACAGAAACUGAUACCGAAAACGUUUUAAAAUGUUAUAAUACAGUUUUGAGUCAGGAGGAAGAAGAAAGCAUCGUAACGAAAAGUGACGCGUAUGCCACGAGCGUCGAAUCUGACGUCAGAUCCGGAAUGGCAAUGUUAUGCGCGACGAAAGUGGACUCCAGAAUAAAUAUUACGGAAGGAAAUGACGCGACGGUCUUUAGUAAUGUACAGAUUACAAAUUAUAAUAGCGAUAUAAUCGGCCAUACGAAUUCGGAGAAUUCUCCCGAUAACCUUGCUUUAAAGAGAUCGACAUCCAGACGGAAAAAUUACGAUUUAGACGCGUGCUUGAAGUCGUCUCGCAAGUUACAAAAAAGACUUUCGAGCGCCAAGUCCAAGUUCGAGAUUUUGACGGAAGGUGUUAAGGACGAUUCAAAGAGUCAUGGCAAGAGGAAGAGCAAGAAUAAAUCUACCAAGAGUCAGAGAAGAGAUCGGCAGAGAUCGGAGACGGCCGAGAUAGGGGAGGCCGACGACGAUUCAGGUAUCCAGGGCGAUAUCUACGAAUUUAGUGAGAAGGAGAGCAAUUUGGAAGAUAUUGGUACACUGAUAAGACGUGGUAAACAUGAAUCACGUCACGCAUCUUCCUCGUCGAUAGCGGUAUCACCGGUGCAGGAGAUGCAAUGCAAUGACGAGUACAAUAAAGCUGAGCCGCCGGUGCUGGUCCCAGAGGAACCGUGGCCUCCAACCGUGGCUCAGAGCGAAUCUGACGCGGGAUCCAAUAAUGGUGUUCAGUCGGGAAGAAACUGUGAUGUCGAAGGAAACUUGGAGCGAUUGACAGCUUAUGAGAACAACAGCAGCAUGCGAAAAUCGAGCACAAUCGAGUGCCAAUGGCGGACGAGUAAUUCGAAUAAUUGUCGAGUUUGUCCUGUCACACCGGAGAGAACCGGUGGUCCUCUGAAGCUGACCUUGCGCGUGAAGCGAUCGCCAGUGUUGGACGAUAUCGUCGAGUCUGGCACUAGCGGCCUGAGUGAGGACAGCUACGAACCAGAGUACGAGGUGCUGCGCGUCGAGGGAUUGGAAAGACGCAAACGCCGAAAGAAACACAAGAGCAGGGACCGCGAGAGACGGCAUAAAAAGUCGCGCGAAUUGAACCUGGACCCGCCGCCACCGCCCAUGAAAAGAUUACGCUUGAUUCUCGGCAACGAGACACGCACUAUCGAUUUAACGCACUCUUAACAGCUAUAAUUUCAUCUGCCUCCGCUCCUUCGACUUGUUAUCCUUUCCCCCUCAUUAUCAUGACGCGCGUGUAAUAUCAAUUUCAUUAUGAUACAUAUAGACAAUCUUUUUAAUUAAUAUAAUUAAAAAUAAAAAAUCAUCCAGGAAGAUAGGCCUCCUCGUCCUACGACAUGUGACAGCGAGUUCAUAUCGAACUUGAAGAUACAUUUCACAGAUUAAACUUGAUUUAGUGGUAUGGAACUAGCAUUUCUACAUUUUCUCCUUACCUUUUUCAUUCUCUCUUUCAUCUCUCUUUCUCUCUAUCUUUCUUGUAGUUCCCCUUAUUUAAAUCUUUUAGUAGUAUAUAUGCCAUUCUUAUAAUAACAACGAAUCUCUGAGGGCCUAUCGAGAUAUAAGCGAGAAAACACGUAGGUGGAAAAAGUUUUAGAUCGCGCACGUACAUGUUUCUCCUAUGUAGAGUUAAAUAUCACGUACAAAUCAGAACCAUAGUACGUGAAUACUUAAUUUAUUCAAGCCUCGUACAGUUCCAUAGAGAUUAAUGAAGUGCUCUAGCGUAGACUAAAGAUAUAAUUUCACUUGAUAAUUCAAUUGGAGCCAAAUGGAGUAUAAUUUUUCUAAAUUUUUGCCAUCCUUAAUAAAAGAUGUAUCAGAUUAUGUGUUAUUUUCAAAAAAUCUCUUUUUAUACUUGUUUUUUACGGUUAAUCGUUUCUGGACAAACUAUCGUUUAUACAACAGAUUAUACCGAUCUUGUACUUCAUGAGAUAAGCGUAUUCAAAUUAAAUUUUAUAAAUUGUAUCUCAAUUUCGUAAACAAAUUAGUUGCUACUUUCAGUGGUAUUCCGAAACGGAGAAGGAGGACGAAGGAGGAGGAUCCCUAUACUUAUACUAUGUAUAAUAAUAAUAAUAAUAAUCUAAUUGAUUAAAAAAGAUUUAGCUGAAUAUUAGUUAGCACUUAUAAUCGCUAUUCUCGAACGAAGGGUCAAAAAUAUCAUGGAGAACCUUGUAAAUAUUGCUUAUACAUAUAUUAUAAGUUUAUAUAUAUUAACGUAUAAAUAAAUAUACAGAUAUAUUCUGUAUUUCGGUGUAUUACAAUGUCUUUCAAUGCGAAUUGCAAGCAGGCAUCGCAUUGCAUAUACCAUUGUAUACAGAAAUACACCGGUCACACGAUACUAGUAGUAACAAAAUAUUAUAAGAAAGAAAUUUCAUUCGCAACAAUGUUUUUGUUAUACUAUGCGCUGUUAGAAUAUCAGAACACAUUGUCUACGUUGUAAACGAGGGGAUGAAACGCGCCCUUGCGCGUAAGAGAUCAUUUGUUCCACAUCGCUUCUGUUCACGGAUAAAACUACGUGAGAAUUGGAAGCAAAAUUUGCGUUCUCAAAAUUUUUUUCGAUAUAAAAUUGGAAUACAAUUUCAUUCUGCAUUAAAUAAAUUACCGAAUAUUUUUUCAAAUUCAAUAACGAAAAAAAAUGCGAAAUGCGAGUUUUGCUUCAAUCAAGUUGGAAAGAAAGUAAUAUCGCGUUAUUUCAAAAUUUACAAUAACGAGAUCAUUUUUUAAAUUAAUCCAGUCAAAAUUAAUUUCCGGUGAUUAAGAAAAUUAUUAAAUAAUAUUGAAGCAAAACUGUAUUACUUUAUUUCCAAUCUGGCAUCUAAUUUCUUACAUUGUUGCAACACUUAUUUGAUAAAAAUUGAAAUUUUAAAAAUCUGAAAUGUGAUAUUGCAAUUCGGAAGGUGUCCCAUGAAGUAAAAAAGUUAUGCGACACAUACGCGAUACAUACGCAACACUUGUCCAUUACACGCUAAGAUUUAGUUAAAAUAUUUUUAUUUGACGAAUGGGCCGCUACUAUACGCCGAUCAUUUGGUAUUUUUAAUAUAUAAAUUAUAUACACCUAAUUAACAAAUACAAGAGAAAAUUCUCGUUAUGUAUCGAGCUAUAGAGAAUCGCGAGAACCGACUUUCCAUUGUGUUAUAUAGCAAUGAAAAACUACUGUAAAAAAUACAAUAGGUAUUGUGCGGUUUAUUGAUUUUUUCAGAGAAAAUUGCUUGAGCGCACACAGAGCGCAACAGAGUUGCAGAACAUUUGUAUAUUGAUUGUACAUUGAAUUGUACAUUUAAUGAUAAUUGAUUAAUCGGACGAAAAUGAUGAAAGUGUGGGAUAAUUAAAAUUAAUUUUAAUUAAUAUUAAUUUAAUUAACUUCUAAAUUGUUGCUUUCUUAAUUAAUGUUUAUUGUUUUACCAAAUUUCUGAAUGCAUCCUCGCCAAAUUGAGCUCUCUUUUUCUCACAACAAAGAGAGAAGGCACUGUACAAUUGUGAUAUACCUAGAUUCUAGAAAACAGAUAUUAAUCUUAUUCUUUUCUCUACACAUUUUAUAUAACAUAUCUAGAGAAUAAGUUUUAAAAAAAUUUAAAAAAUCUGCUAAGUCAUGUUUUUUUUAAUGGAUAACAUUUAGAAUCGAUUGCACCAUAGCGUUAAUUAAUAACUAAUGAUUGCUUAGCUUAUUUCAGGUUUAAUUCUAUCGAAAAAUUAUAGAGAGAAACUUUGAAAUAGAAAAUAAAAUCAUGGAGCAUUAUAUGACAAUUGAUAAGAUAUUAAUUAUUAAUAACAAAAGGUGCAUUGAUUAAUUAAUAAUUAACAAUCAAUUGACUAUAAAAUCGUCACUAAAUUGAUAUAAUGAAUAGAAGAAAAUGUUUUCCUAGACUUUAAUUUUUGAUUACAAUAAUUAUUUGUAUUAUAUGUAAUUGAUUCCUAUCUUAUUAAAACAAAAGAAAAAUUACACUCUGUUUUUAAUAUUAUUUCAAGAUUACUUAAAACUAAAAGGGCUGAAGAUACGUAACACGAAUUUAUAAAUGAAUAUAUGUAAAUACUAUCUAAUUUGACAAUUGUUUCCUAGCACAGCUUCACCGUGUAAUCGUAAUGUUCCUUUGUUAAUGCUGCGUGAUCGUAGCGGCCCAUUUCGAGACAUUUCAUACGAGAUGCGAACGAGGGACGCUUUUCCCUCUUACUCGCCAUUUGCAUGCGAUUGUGGUACGAGUCAUUACGCGAUCGACUCGAAGCAGUUUUUUUUUUAACAAGGGAAGAAAAAGAUUGAUGAAAAAAAGGGAACGGGCAUUCCGGGUAUACGGGAAGAAAAUUUUUCGAAGCGCUUUUUUUAUUCGCAACAAAAGUUUUACAUCGCAACAUUUAUUUCUCGAACCACAGCGAUACAUCAUUUUCUUUGUGUUCUUUUUCCUUUAGUCCGUCGCACACGACGCUUUCUCCCCUAUUCGUUAUCGGCAGAAUUUUUGUCUCACUGCCAUUAGGAGAAUGAUAUUAAUUCGUACGUUUCGAUUAAUCGCUUGUGAAAAUAAGGAGGUUACAAGAAAAGUCGUAAGUUGCACCCUCUGCGCUGCACAUGAUCAUUGUUACAGAUGAAUUUUGUGUAUGAAUCGUUGCGAAUCGAGGAGGAUCUUUUGUCAGUUUCUCCUCCGUGAGCCGUCUGACAAAGAAGAAAGAAGGUAAAAAGGAAGAACGAAGGUGAAGGAAGGAGGUGAAUUUCUUUUCUCUCGUAGAAGAUUUGCGACCGCGCGCGGCGCGUACAUUGUAAUUAUACAUAUUACCUUAUUUGUUGAGCGACAGAUAUAUAGAAAUGUACAUUGUCAUUAUUAUUUUCUACGGAUUAAGGAAUCAUAAUAAAUGAAUCGCAUAAUCGAA
Monomorium pharaonis (pharaoh ant) is the source of this 8196-nucleotide messenger RNA. It is a transcript of the gene Hmt4-20, whose product is annotated as histone-lysine N-methyltransferase KMT5B. Lineage: Eukaryota; Metazoa; Arthropoda; Insecta; Hymenoptera; Formicidae. Gene Ontology annotation, cellular component: nucleus. Gene Ontology annotation, molecular function: histone H4K20 methyltransferase activity; protein binding. Bases 1027 to 4509 code for a protein of 1160 amino acids. The record is from RefSeq and is a predicted model, not a curated record. The transcript has 9 exons.